Molecule: messenger RNA, 2145 nt
Organism: Musca vetustissima
Lineage: Eukaryota; Metazoa; Arthropoda; Insecta; Diptera; Muscidae
Product: protein penguin-like
Exons: 4
Coding region: 1-2145 (714 amino acids)
Biological process (GO): regulation of translation
Cellular component (GO): nucleolus
Molecular function (GO): mRNA binding
Source: RefSeq, a predicted model, not a curated record
AUGAUUAAGGGUAAAAAACGCGAAGCAGAGAAAACCAUUGCUGGCGAAGAGCCACAAAAGAAGAAAUUCGCAAAGGUAGACAAAGAUAAUAAUGCAAAGGAAAAGAAAACAGCCAAGUUCAGUAAACCAACUAAACCCAGUGGUGGUGCUGGAAAACCUGGAGAUAAAGGUAAAGCACCAGGGAAAUUUACUGGCAAACCUGGUAACAAAUUUGCUGGUAAACCAGGAAAUAAAUUUGCCGGUAACCCCAAUAACAAAUUUGCCAAAAAUCCAAAUAAUAAAUUUGCUGGUAAACCCAAAUUUGGAAAACCUGAGGGCGAUGGAGGAGCUGGUGGCGGAGAUGCCAAGCCGGAGAAAACAGAUUGGAAUAAAUUCAAACAGGAAAAGAAAGACUUGAAAUUGAAACGUAAACAAGGCAAAGAUACCUAUGAAAUCUCCAUUGAAGCUAAGCAGAUCUAUGAAAAACUCAAAUGCCGCAAGACUGAAAAGAAAGCCGAAUUAGUUGAGAAACUAUACAAUCUAUUUAAUACAGGCGAUACCAUUAAGAAGGUGGUAAUGGCUCACGACACGGCUCGUGUUAUACAGUGUAUGCUAAAGUUUGCCUCACCUUCGGUAAGGGAACAACUGUCGGAGCGCCUCAUGCCCUUGGCUGUGGAAAUGUCCAUUUCGAAAUAUGCCCACUUUUGUGUACUGCGUAUGUUCAAAUAUGGUUCCCCAGUGACCAAGAGUAAAUUGGUUGAUGCCUUCUAUGGUCAUGUUGUGAAAUUGGCUUGCCACAGUGUAUCGAGUAAGAUUUUGGAUCAUGUCUAUUUGAGUGUGGCCAGUGCUAAACAGAAGGCCUACUUGCGUCAGGAAUUCUAUGGUGAUUUGUAUAAAAAGGGUAAAGAUGAUAAAGUUAACACCUUGGCAGAUUGUUACAAAGAUACACCCACCAUGAAGGCAUCGAUUUUGAGUGCGGUCAAGGCAAAUUUGGAGCAUGUAUCCAAUAAACAAUUGGUGGAUAAUUCAUUGGUACAUGCCAUUAUGUUGGAAUAUGUUAAGGAAAUGGAUGAGGACAAAGUGGAGGAGACAGUGACAAUGUUUGGUCCCCUCAUUCCACUAAUGUUGACCACAAAGGAUGGUUGUCAGGCAUCGAUUAUUUGUUUCUAUAAAUCGACACCAAAGAAUAGAAGAGCCAUUAUUAAGACCAUUAAGGAGCACUUGGUGAAAAUUUGUACCCAUGAACAUGGCCAUUUGUUUACCAUUGCUCUGCUGAACAGUUUGGAUGACACCAAGGCAACCAAAAAGGCAAUCUAUGAUACCAUACAUCCUGAGUUGCAAACUCUCAUGGCCAACCAAUGGGGUCGCCGUGUCAUUGAAUGGCUUAUAUCGCCCGGUGGCACCAAUUGUUUCCAUCCCACAUUUAUUGCCACCAUUGAAGAGGGUCUGCAAUAUGGUAAGAAAGAUAAGGAUGUCAGACGUAAAGAAAUUUUCGAACAAAUUGAAGAACCCAUUGCCACAGCCAUUGGGGAAAAUCCCGAAUUUUGGUUAUCAGAUAAACAUAUCGGUUUGGUCACUGCAGAGAUUUUGAUUAAGUUGACGGGUGAUCACUUUGUAACUGCCGCCUCGGCAUUGACCAAAGUCAUUGCCAAGCCCGAUUGGAGUGUUAGCGUAGAAGAUGAAACGACAAAAGAGAAACAGAAAAAGAAACCCCAAGAUGUUGAAAAAAUUAUUGCCGAGGCAACAAAACAAAAAACCAAACAACGUAAGCAGGCUCAAAAAUUGGCGGCAAAGUCUAAAGAGGAGGAUGGGGAUGCCCAGAAUGCCGAGGAUGAUGAUAAGGGAGCUGACACAGUUAAUGUAUUGGGUAUUGAGGAAGCCGGUCUCCAUAUUGUGCUCAAGAAAAUCAUUAAAAAUGACAAGGAACGUUUGGCAGCAAAUGCCGAGGCAGCCACAUUCGGCAGUCUGCUGAUACAAGAACUUAACGAAGACACACUCAAGGCGUGGUUAAAUAUAAAUCGUGCCUGUUUCAUUUUGCUGAAUAUUUUCGAAAACAAUUCCACCGAUGUACAAAAACAAAUGAAAACUUUGCUGAAACCCCACAUGGCUGCAUUGAAAAAACAAAAAUUCAAUGGUGCCCAGUUGCUAUGGAAAAAAUUGAAUUAA